Molecule: messenger RNA, 1553 nt
Organism: Cornus florida
Lineage: Eukaryota; Viridiplantae; Streptophyta; Magnoliopsida; Cornales; Cornaceae
Product: ribulose bisphosphate carboxylase/oxygenase activase, chloroplastic
Exons: 12
Coding region: 68-1399 (443 amino acids)
Molecular function (GO): ATP binding; ATP hydrolysis activity
Source: RefSeq, a predicted model, not a curated record
AACCGCAGGGAGCUAAGAAGAAGAGACUCUCGGAGGCACAGAACAGAACAGUCUCAUAACCUAAUCCAUGGCUCUAUCUUGCAGCUUCAAAGGCGCAGACCUCAUUUCCAUUUCUCUCUCCUUCCGAUCUUCUUCUUCUAUCUCUAAAUUUCCCAAGUUCAGCAGAUUAUCUCUCCUUCCCCUCAAGAAAAUCUUCAAUUCUUCCCCUUUCUUUGUCCGUUCAUUGACGAAUUCUAGUGGAAACGAAAACAGCAGUGAAGAAUCAGAGGAGAAAUCCAAGAAGAAGAGACUCUCGGAGCAGUCAUCGUGGGAAACGAAGGACGCAGAGGGUAACGAUUAUCUCUACAGGCUCGGCAAAGAGGCGGAUAACAUGAACAUCGCCGUUGGUGCUAGGGCUGGCGUCAUCGACGACCUUUUCGCUGGAAAAUUUCUUGGGCAAGACUCGGAUAUUGUGUUUGAUUAUCGUCAGAAGGUAACCAGGUCAUUUGAGUACCUUCAGGGGGAUUAUUACAUCGCUCCUGCUUUCAUGGAUAAAGUUGUAUGCCAUAUUGUGAAGAACUACAUUGCUCAUCUUCUCAAUACCAAAGUUCCUCUGAUUCUAGGCAUUUGGGGAGGAAAAGGGCAAGGAAAGUCAUUUCAAACUGAACUUAUUUUCCAGGCCAUGGGAAUUGAACCUGUUAUUAUGUCUGCUGGGGAAUUGGAAUCAGAAAGAGCUGGUGAACCAGGAAGAUUGAUACGUGAACGGUAUAGGACUGCUUCUCAAGUGGUUCAGAACCAAGGGAAGAUGAGCUGUUUGAUGAUCAAUGAUAUUGAUGCUGGCCUUGGUAGAUUUGGAAACACUCAAAUGACAGUCAACAAUCAAAUUGUUGUUGGGACUCUGAUGAAUUUGUCAGAUAAUCCUACAAGAGUUAGUAUUGGGCAAGAAUGGCGAGAAAAGGAUGUUAUGAACAGAAUUCCAAUCAUUGUUACCGGAAAUGAUCUUUCAACAAUUUAUGCUCCCUUGAUUCGUGAUGGAAGAAUGGACAAAUUUUACUGGCAGCCUAACCAGGAAGAUAUCAUAAAUAUUGUUCGCAGAAUGUAUGAGAAAGAUGGCAUAUCAACGGAUGAGGUUGUAAGGAUAGUGAAUACAUUUCCUAAUCAAGCCUUGGAUUUUUAUGGAGCUCUUAGGUCCCGGACAUAUGACCGGUCAAUCUCUAAGUGGAUCAAUGAUAUUGGAGGUGUUGAAAAUCUUGGAAAUAAACUUCUCAAGCGAAGGAAGGAUGAAAAACUUCCAGUAUAUGUUCCCCCAAAGCAAACGUUGGAAGCUUUACUGGAAUCAGGGAAUUCUCUUCUCAAAGAACAAAAGCUGAUAAUGGAGAAUAAGCUUUCGAAGGAAUACAUGAAGAACAUGGAUGACUAGCAAGUAGGACAUGGUCAACCGCCAUUGCAGUGCCAUCCAUAUUGCAUUGGUAUGUUGUAAUUAGUUGAUUUGCAAUAUAUUGCUUUGUAUUGGAAGUACGAAUGGUAUUUUGAAUGAAAAAGAUCUCGAAAGAGCUUAAAACUCUUCUUUCUUC